AAUGCACUCUAUCACAGUAUGCACUAUAAUAAUUUGUAUAGUCUAAGUAAAUAUUAUUAUAGAUCUAAAAUAAUGAACAUUGCUUCAUGUGUAAGAGCAUUUAUGAUUAAUUAUUCACAAGUUCCUUUGAGUAAGUUGCAACUGCUUCUCAAGCUCUGUCAGUGUAAAAUGUCAGAGAGAGGUACGCAAGAGAGCAGACUAAUGGAUUACCAUCGGCACCGAGAGAAUACUGGUAUGGUGACAAGUCCACACGGUGCCAUAUUCUUAUUGGCAGAGGAGUUCAAAAUGAAAUUGCAGAAUCAGAAUGGUGGUGACCACACAUCAUCAACUGUGAGGGGGAAGAAUGACCACGUUGAGAGAAAGAGUAGAAGUGCUACUUACUUUGUUGGAUCUCGUGGUGAAAAUCUGGCAGCCUCGGACAAGUUAGAACAGGAAGCUGGAACUAGUGAUCAUGCACAGCCAUCAACGUUUGGUGUGGCACUACGUUGCACAAAACUUGUUAUGGCUAGGGAUUCUCAAGAAAGUUAUGGAGCCAAUAAUGAACUUAUGCAAAAAUUGAAGCAGCGGAGAAUGAUAGUUAACGAUGAAAAGAGAUCGCGAGAGGAUCCAGCAGUUCAAAAUGAGAAGACGGUUAGCAAAGGUAUUGAAGAGGAGCGUCAACGGUCGUAUGGGCUAGAGUCUUCGGAAAACAAAUCAAAAACACAGCCAUAUGAGAAUGUUCUCCCACUUCAGAAAAGUGUAAAACCAAAAGUGGUGAGCACCAAAGCAGAACAAGCUGAUAUUAUAAUUCAACAAAAACAGCGGGAACGUGUCCUUGGUUAUGAAACUACUAAGGAAUUUAUCAGUGACGCUGGAUGUGACGAUGCUCCUAUAACAAGAACAGGAGCAAACCAUUGUGAUGCAACUGUCAACAAAUCCACACUAUCAGUUCAGUAUACAUGUACAGAGUUGGAACAACUCCGACAGACACAUAAACAGGAGCUUGAAGAAAAAGAAAAGGUGUACAAGAAAAAAAGAAAAAACCUCGAAUACAAGUACAUGAAGAUGGUAGAUGAUUUGGAGCGAAAUUACCAGAAUAAGCACGAUGAACAGCGAAAACAACUGACUGAGAAGUUCAAUAAAGCAUUAGCUAUCCAAUCAGCUGAAGCACUGGCUGAGAAGGCACGUCUGCUUACAUCCGCUGAUCAGACUCAGUUGGAUCAUCAGAAACAGCUUGUGGAGUUACAGCAGGAAAAUGAUGGUUUGAAUCGCAAAGUCAAGCAGUGUGAACGCAACAAACAGGAUAUCCUUCAACACUAUCAAAGUGAAAUCCAACUGCUUAGAUUCACCAAUCAACAGUUAGAGACCGAGUCUAACUACAAAGAUGAGUUGGCUCCCUACAUCUUAACUUGGCUCCCUGAGCUUGGUGAGCAACAAGGUUUGGGGUCGUACGGAUCUGUCUACCCUAUACAACUGAAUGGGAUUAGUUGUAUUGCCAAACGAAUUCACGACAUUUUUCUUGGUAAAGGGAGAGGAGAAAGAGUGAAUUUAAGGGAAAAACGAGCAGCUUAUGAAAAGUUUUACCACGAAUGUGUUUUACUGAGUCGCAUCCGCCACCCCAACAUUGUCCAGUUCAUGGGUGUGUACUACGGGCCACAGAGAGAUUACGGGAAAGAGCUUACACUAGUAAUGGAGCGCCUGUACACAAAUUUGUACGACUGCUUACAUCGCUAUCCCAACAUUGAAAUGUGGCAAAAGGUGUCGAUUCUUCUAGACAUUUCCCAAGGUUUGCUUCACCUUCAUUCUCGGGGUGUUGUUCACCGCGAUCUGACAGCUCCCAACAUUCUCCUCACAAGGAGCUUCCAUGCUAAAAUUGCUGACCUUGGAGUCUCAAAAAUCAUCCAAGUUAGCGGCACUAAACAAACCAUGGCUCCUGGUAAUCCUGACUACAUGCCCCCUGAGGCACUAACCGAAAUCCCCAUGUACGGCUAUGCUCUUGAUAUAUUCUCGUUUGGCGUAAUCAUGCUCUUCGUGUUGAAUCAAGAAUACCCAAAGCCAUAUGAGGUUCCUCUCAAGACAGUCACUGGCACCGUUCAACGACAGGAAGUUCAGAUACAAAAGCGAAGGAAAUGGAUUGGCAAACUAUCACCAGACGAUCCAAUGAAACAACUAAUCUGCCGUUGUCUUCAGGACGAGCCUAAACGGCGACCAUUAUCUCAAUAUCUCAACUCAACUCUGAUUCAUUUUGCACAGCAGUUCCCAAAGCCGUUCGUAGAUACUAUUGAAAUGCAAAGAACAUUGAAACCCACAACUCUACCUGCAUAACACCUCGAACACGCAAUGAGAACAAUUUACAUUUUAGCUGGUAUCACUAUAGUUCGUAUAAUUAUAAUUAUCACUUACAAAAAAUUUGUUUUGUUGAGUUUUUAUAUAAUUAGCUAUGUGCCCUAUUGGAAAAAUGUGUGCAAUUUACUCGCCUGUAGUAUAUAUAAGUUAUGACAAUGUUAUGAUGUUAUUAUAGUGGCUAUAAUAAUUAUAUAAUUAUACGUUGUGUUGGUGCGUCCACUC
Messenger RNA from Halichondria panicea, 2547 nucleotides. RefSeq names its product extracellular signal-regulated kinase 1-like. The transcript is spliced from 10 exons. Gene Ontology annotation, molecular function: ATP binding; protein kinase activity. Gene Ontology annotation, biological process: signal transduction; protein phosphorylation. NCBI's taxonomy places the organism in Eukaryota, Metazoa, Porifera, Demospongiae, Suberitida, Halichondriidae. Gene Ontology annotation, cellular component: cytoplasm. The record is from RefSeq and is a predicted model, not a curated record. The coding region runs from base 19 to 2304 and encodes 761 amino acids.